This is a messenger RNA of Misgurnus anguillicaudatus (oriental weatherfish), 1102 nucleotides long. RefSeq lists its product as uncharacterized. The record is from RefSeq and is a predicted model, not a curated record. Lineage: Eukaryota; Metazoa; Chordata; Actinopteri; Cypriniformes; Cobitidae.
CAUACGUGUGACAUCAGUUGUAGAAACCAAAUUCAAAACAAAAUUUUUACUCAAUCUUGAUACACACACAGAUUUCUCAAGAGAUUUUCUGCUGCUUCUGAAUCUUGUUGAUAUCUUCAUGAUGACGAGCACGGUGAGGACCUUCACAGGUGAGUAUGGCCUCCGGAGGACACGAGUUCGUUCAAAAUUUUUGGAUGAUUACUGUGUAGGCCAGUUGAGUGUUUCCAGGUCGAGGGUGUCGAAGGUAGCGGACCUCCCAGUGAUGGCGGACGUGACCGGGUUGGACCACACCUACAGCUGCGUCUCCAGAGCCGUUCAGCCACCGAAGAAGAGGAAAAGAGAUGCUGAGCUGCAGGAGGACCACCAGACGCUGGAGGACAGGUACAUGCACAACACCGCUGUUAUUCCUGACCUUUGUCCAGCACUUUUCAGGCCUCCGGUCUCAGCACCAUCCGCGGACCCGGCACCAGAGGAACCUCUCUACAUCAACGGCCGCACCGUGGAGGACUUUCAGGAGAUCUAUCACUCCACAGUGGAUCCCCUCCUACGGUUGCCCUCUGGUCGGCUUCGUCCCUACAGCCUGGAUCUGGGUCUGAGGAUCAAGCAGCGCCUGUGGGAAGCACUCAACCGUCCCAGCUUUUGUGAGGAAGAGCAGGCUGAUGGAUCCAUCCGCAUCAGAGAGAUCUUCUCCACACCAGGAGCUGCUCCUCCUCGCAUCGAAGUGGACAUCAGUGGAGAGCCUUCUCCCAAGAGGUACUGAAUCAAUGUGUGAUUUAUAAACACACAGAUCAGUCACACCUAAAACUACUGCUGUAAAUAUUGUAAAUACUACUUUAGAUACGUAGCAUAAGUAUAAGAAUUUCAGCAAUGUUUUUCUCUUUUUUUUUGAUAAAUGUGUAAAAUGUAUUACUAUAGAUUUUAUUAUACUUUACAUGAGGUCCCAAUUUAAUGAGUUUGUGAUCCUGGUCUUGUUCAUCCGUGUUGUGUUUCAUGUCAUGGCUUUUUGAGAUUCUUCGGUUUCUGGUACUUGUGUUUCUGGUUUCUUGAUUAUGUUUCGGGUUCAGGUUUUGUCUUUUGCAGGUUGUUUCGGCUGGUGGUCUGC